Symbiodinium pilosum is the source of this 184-nucleotide messenger RNA. The record is from the annotation of a GenBank genome assembly. NCBI's taxonomy places the organism in Eukaryota, Dinophyceae, Suessiales, Symbiodiniaceae.
GCCAUCUGUUGCAGAGCCGAAAUGGGUCAACGAUCUGUUGUUGGAGUUACCUGGCUGGUCACCCUUUAGCAGUCCCUUCAGCCCGGCAUUUCUCACUUCCAUCCAGGUUGAGACUCGUACCACUUUUACGGUGUCUGGCUUUCAGUUCGACCUCAAGAUGGAAGAGCACUUUUCUGAUCAGUGA